Molecule: messenger RNA, 290 nt
Organism: Staurois parvus
Lineage: Eukaryota; Metazoa; Chordata; Amphibia; Anura; Ranidae
Source: the annotation of a GenBank genome assembly
UGCACAUGUCUAGUGGGCGGGGCCACUCCCCCUGCAUAUGGGAUACUUUUUGCACAAGUGUACCUCCAUCAGGACCUGCUCCACCUCCAGACCUCUGCCAUACUCCCAGACAGGGGCGGACUGACAACUCAUGGGGCCCCCGGGCAAUAGGGGAUCAUGGGGCCCCUGUGUCCUUGCCUAAACUCAAAAAAGCCUAUGAAAAAGGUACCAGGGGCAUCUCAUGAGGCCCCCUACUGACCCCGGGCCCUCGAGCAGUGCCAGUGUUUCCAAAUGGUCAGUCCACCCCUGCU